This is a messenger RNA of Oncorhynchus mykiss (rainbow trout), 1557 nucleotides long. RefSeq names its product ras homolog gene family, member Ab (gene rhoab). Gene Ontology annotation, molecular function: GTPase activity; GTP binding. Lineage: Eukaryota; Metazoa; Chordata; Actinopteri; Salmoniformes; Salmonidae. Gene Ontology annotation, biological process: small GTPase-mediated signal transduction. The record is from RefSeq and is a predicted model, not a curated record.
UGCUGGCAGAAUAGUAGUUAGUCACUUCUUGGUUCCUUUCUUGCAUCCUUUUUGGUGUGAAAAUUAUUCUGAAUGCACUUAGCUAGCUAACAAUAUCAACUGUUGGAUGCUGAUCGAAACCGAAUCUCAAACGGAGAUACGUUAAAGGGAGAAAUACUUUACUCAUGCAACGUGCACGCGCAGGCGUGGCUCACGCUCGUUUCCGCCACCCCUCCCCCCUAGCGCGUACACGCGAAGUAAUUCAUUGUAUCGGAUUGAAACGAGGGUUAUCGACGAAGCACCAUUGCCCUGGGAAAACGACUACUAGCCAUCUAAACAACAGGCAUGGCGGCGAUUCGUAAGAAGCUGGUGAUCGUGGGAGAUGGUGCCUGUGGGAAGACCUGUCUGUUGAUAGUCUUCAGCAAAGACCAGUUCCCUGAGGUCUACGUACCCACUGUCUUUGAGAACUAUGUGGCUGACAUCGAGGUGGACAGCAAGCAGGUGGAGCUGGCUCUGUGGGAUACAGCUGGCCAAGAGGACUACGACAGGCUUCGCCCCCUCUCCUACCCCGACACUGACGUCAUCCUCAUGUGCUUCUCCAUUGACAGCCCAGACAGUUUGGAGAACAUUCCAGAGAAAUGGACUCCCGAGGUCAAACACUUCUGUCCCAACGUUCCCAUCAUCCUCGUAGGCAACAAGAAGGACCUGCGCAAUGAUGAACACACACGUCGCGAGCUGGCCAAGAUGAAACAGGAGCCAGUGAAGCCAGAGGAGGGCCGCGACAUGGCCAACAGGAUUGGAGCGUUCGGCUACAUGGAGUGCUCAGCCAAGUCGAAGGAUGGGGUGCGGGAGGUGUUUGAGAUGGCCACCAGGGCGGCGCUACAGGCCCGGAGGGGCAAGAAGAGCAAUAAAUGUCUCCUGCUGUAGAGUGCAUGACAGGACCAUGUACCAGGGGCUCUGGCAAGUGUGUGGUUGGAGAAGCACCCGUUUACAUCCCACCAAAUCCCUGACCCCCUCCUCCACGCCCCUCACACUCGCCGGCCGCUGGAGCUUGUCUCCUUGCUUUGGGAGAUGAUCCCUGAACGUAGGUUUUUUUUCUAGUUAUUAUUUUUUUUUUUUACUCAUUUUUAAAAAGUAAUGGAAAACAUUUAUCAGUAUUUAAAUUGGAGGUGAGGGGAGAACCCGGGACUGCUUUUUGUUUUAAAAUGCUUUACCUUGAAAUCUUUCACCUUCCAAAUGCUGUUGUUGGGCCUGUCGGGAGAAGGGCUGGCCUCGGGACUGCCAGUUAAGUGCUCUGCCUGCCUGGACUCUGUGUUGGCUGCUUUCAGUUUGUUUGGAACACAAACAGGGCUGAUAACUGCUUUAAAUUGUAGUCUCUGUUAUGUACAAAUCAUUCUUAGUUUUUGGAUGUGAAACCGUAAAGUAAGUGUUGGAACAAAUAAACAGGAAAACAUGAUGUAUGCAAAUCUGUAAAUAUAAGGCAUGGGUAUAUUCAUAUGUACACACGUACAUAACUGGAAACUGUAUUUUUAAACUAGCCUUAGUUACAUUGUGUAAUAAAUUACGUUCUUUAACACA